UAUCACUUUUAGCAUGGUUUUGAUAUACUUUAACUAGUUUCCGCAUGUUUGCAAGUGUAUUUUGCGUUGUAAUUUUGAAUUUGGCGCCAUUAGCGGCCGUCCCAGAAUGCACUGCGCGCCGUAUCGUCGUGACCAUCGCGCAUCUCUGGGUGCGCUUUCCGAAUGGCGUCCAGUUGUUAUUGUUGCGAGCGUACGAACGAAUUGCGAGGAGAAAUUAUGCGCGUUUCUGGUGCGUUCGGUGCGUGCGAUCUCAUCCAGUAGGGUGGCCCGUGAACGCCGAGAGUGCGCGUGCCGGAUCGUCUCGUGCGCGCCCGCAUCUGCCGUUUGUGUUCGAAAAGUGUGUCACGUAAAAUGGGGUACGUAGUGCUGCAGCCGUGCUGCUGGCCGCCAGCGCGAUCCGUCCGCUGCGAUUCGCGCCUGCAGCGCUCCCGCUGAACCGGCGGCGAGCGUUAGCCACCUUCGGGCGGCACGGACGCGUCCUCGGUCGACCAUAGCGUCCGCCACGGAUCUCGCAGUGCACCCGCCUAGCCCGCUAUUGACAAUGGAACACAUGGAAAAAUUCACUCCCCCGUCUAGCCACACAAGAUGGCUGCGGUGCCGUCUGGCCUAGCAGCGCUGAUCAGAUCUUUGAUUCGUGGUUACCGCUGAAUACGCUUCCAAUGAAACCGCGCGUUGAGAGUGUUGUGUGUGUCAAAUGUGUGGCGCCAGCGGGGGCGGGCGGGAUCCGCGACGGCGACGUUGUCCAUUGAUAUAACCCUUCAGUUUUUUGCACCCGGACCAGCCGACCGUCAACAAAACCACUUGGAUAUAUUAAUAUGGCCGCAGAUAGCGCAGGUGGCACUGUAACGACAGUGGUGACCUGUGAGGGCGAUCUGCACAGCCCGUCGUUCCGCGCGCACUUCGGCGCGACGCUCGCGCAGCUGGAGGGCCUCUUGGGUGAGCCGGUGACCGUCCGCAAGCUGGAGCCGUGGAAUUCGGUGCGCGUAACGCUGUCCAUUCCGCGGGAAGCAGCGUUGCGGCUCCGGCAGCUCGCCAACGAUGGCAACCAACGGCUGCGCGCCCUCGGCAUCCUUAGCGUGCAGGUCGAGGGCGAUCAGGUCAUCUCCCUUCGGCUAGCCGCCACCGCGGCCACCAGCGAGCAAGAGAUACUCCUACGCACCACCCCUCAAGAUGGAGCAACAUCAAGUACAAGCACUAGCACAAGUGCAGGGCUUUCACAGCUCUUAUCCAUGCCUAGUGCGACCGCAGCAGCUGAAGCAGUGGCGGUGCCUACGGUGCUCCCGCCACCAGCUACGGCAGCGGCUAGCGUUGCCGUCGCGCAGCAUCAUCCAGAAAAAGUGCAAUUCCGUUCGCCGAAUGUCAUAUGCCCGGCGGACGGCAUCGUGCCGAAGGUGGCUGCCACCGCGAAGAGUGCGGCGGGACCAUUUCCGUUCACAAGUAUGAAUCAGGCGAUCCACACGAGUACAAACCACAACGGCACGCCGGCGCCCGUAUCUGUCAGUGGUGCCGGUGUCCCCAGCAGCAGCGGCAGCUAUGCGACUCCACCGCCGCCUUAUCCCGGCAAGCAUCCGCCUGUCACGCUCUCCAAUCCGCUACUCGUCAACCUGCUGCAGAACGAGGGCGGUGAACAGAGGCCGGCGGUCGCGAUGCCCAAAGCGACGGCGCCCGCUCCUGUGCGUGUAAACAAUGUGCCUGUGCCGAGCGCGAGCAGUAACUCGAAAGUGACGAACGUGAACGUUCAAGUGCAGCAGGUGCAUGUGCAGCAAGUGCAAGUGCAGCAAGUCAAACCCACCAGAAAUCCUGUGCCUUACAACUUCUACCCGCCGCCGUAUCCCAGCGCCACCACGACGACGACGGCGGCGGCGGCGGUGGUGACCCAGCAACAGCGAUGGGAGCCGCCGCCGACUGCGCCGCAGCUGCAGGACCUCACCGCCACGCUGACUGACUUCAAGCAGACCGACCUCGACUUUCUGCUGCCGAACAUCACGGCCAGUCCGCUUCUGGAUCUUCCCGACGUGCUUAAUGAGAAUCGCACCGUACUCCUCAUCAAUCCGCUGACGGGCGAGCUCGAGCCGCAACUCGGCGACGAGAGCGACGAAGAGUUUCGUGACGUUUUUACAGGUUUACCAAUGUCUCCGGUUCACUUUUCCGACGAAGACACGAAUUCAACAAUACGCCCUGACACGACGGACCAAAGCGAUUCCGAGAGCCGCUCUGGUCACAGCGACAGCAGCAAACAUUCAAAGGCGGCGAAAACCCGGACGCGAAAAGGCGGUCGGGAUUCACCUUCCGCCAAACAACAUUCAACGGCACCUACGGAGAAGAUCAAGCUGCGACUCAAGCUGGAGAAAUCCGAACCAGUCAACGCCGUUUAUAAAGCGGACGUUAGUUUUGUUAACGCCACACUCCCGAAGAAGGCGGUGGCUAUCAAUGUUACGACGACGGCGACCACUCCGUCAACGACACCAACACCAGUGUCGGGAGAAGAGCCGCGCGUGCCGCCAUUGCACAUCUCGCUUAGAGGGCGGCCGCUUGUCAUAAGCAGCAAGAAGAAACUCAAAUUAGCUGCUGACGGCGCCGCUGCUGCCAAAACAAAGCCGAAGAAGACGCUCGACUAUAACAACAGCAAGCUGAAGCGGGAUCGUGCUGUUCUGGAACCCUCCAGUCCAGAAGACCGCAAACUGAAGGCACCUAAGCUUAUCGCGGACGUCGACACCGCUGAGCUUAUAUACAACAACCACUUGCAAUUACACAAGGACAAGUUGAAGGAGCGUCGUGGUAGCGACUCUGAACUGACGCGUAACAACAAGAAGUACGCCGAGACAAACGGCACUGAACGGCGGCUGAGUCAAAGCGACGAUGGUUACGAUCCCGAAGCGGUGCUUGGCUCGACUAACGUCGGAACCGUCGCCGCCAUCAACAAGAUUCGUAACAAGGACAAGUUUAAAUUGAAGGAGAACUUUAAGAAUAAGGACUUGAAUCGGUUCAAGGGGUAUAUUAACAGCGAUAAGAAGACGGUGGCACUGCCGACGUUGCCUACAAACGAUAUUGACAUGGAGGCGCGGUUCAAGGAGCGCCUGUUGAAGGUAGACGAGGUGGAGGACAAGGCGAAGGUGGAGGAGCUGAUACAAACGCUCGAGGAUCAGCCGGCGAAUGUCAAGGACAAACCACCCGAAGCGGAUAAAUGCAACACGCCAGACCGGACGAUAACCGCGGGUAAAGACCUGCAGGAUAAGCAACCGAACCGAUCACCUAACUCGGGAGCGCAGGGUGAAGAUAGCGGCAUUGAGAGCAUGGAUGCGUUAAGCGAGAAAAGCCCGAAUCAGGCGAGUCAAAGCCCGCAUGGGGGCGUCGAUGAUGCCAAGUCAUGCGGCGGGCACAAGACGCAAGUGCCUGAUAUGUUGGACAUCGAGGCGCAGUUGGCGAAGAUGGAGGGCAUGCACGACACGCAUGAGGACCCAGUGGUAGAGCCCGAAGGAGAGCAGGAGGAUCUCAAUGAGAAUCAUCGCGGCGCGCAGAAGCGAGAGCAGUGCUGUGUCUUAGCUGCGGUCACCACGACAGUGGCGACUGUGAAGGAGGAAGUGCAGGUGAAGACGGGCCCGGAGAUGGAACCACUGCGUGUUAGCCCGCCCCUUUAUACGUACUCGAAUCCAGAGAAGCGAGGCGAUAAGAGCCUUCUGGAGCAGCUGCUCAUCGAGAUUCCUGAGGGGCAGACGCCCAGCUCGCCCUCGCCGGCAACGCGUUCAGUGCGGACGCGCGCAGCGAGCAAACUCAACAGCCCGGAGAUUUCCCUCAACUCGCCGGUGGUAAAUAACAUCGCGACAAACUGCACGACUUCCAACGUAACGACCGCUACUGUGAAUAGCACCAAGCUGCGGACAACGCCGACGGGGAAGCGAAAAAGGCACGAGUCAGACAGCUCCACCAAUAGUCUCACUUUGGACGGUGCGGAAGGCCAACGCGUGAAGAAACCGCGGAAAUCGAGCGAGAACGCUGUCGAGUUGAUUAAAGCAUGCGUGGACGGCAAGACGACGGCAGCGGUCGCGGUGGCGAACAACGCGAAUAAUGGCAAUAGUGCUGCGGCAGCGACGGCAAACUCCAAUGCGAAGAAGAACUCGCUGGAGGAAAGCUCGGAUAGCGACGAGCCACUGAUUGAAGUCGCUGGGAAAGUACGCAAGAACACCAGUGCCACCACCACACCAAGGGCAGUCAAAGUCAAGAACGCUGCUGCUAAUGCCAACGCUGCCGUUGCGGUUGGGAUUACUACGCCGGGGAACAAGGCAAAUGUUAAUACCCGGAGGUCGGUCAGGGCUAUACCUGUUAUCAACACCAGGAGCAAGGGGGACAAGAGCAAUCCUGAGGGAGAUGUCAUAAGAAGGAAAACACGAAGUGCCGUAUCCGAAGGUGAAGGUAAAAGAAGAAAAGAUAUCAAGUGACAGUGCCAGGUGGGCCGCGCCGCUGAGUGCGUGGAGGUGGCCGACAUCGAGCGGCCGCCCCUCGCCGGCGACGGCCCGCUGCUGACAGCGAGCGCCGGCGCGCCCGCCGACCACCAUCGCCUCUUCUACCACCAGCUGCAGGAGGAGUUGGAGGAGCUGCUCGCGGCCGACCGCGGCGGCGGCGCGGAAGUACAAACACACAUACCCGCUGACACUGUAUAGAUUGUGAUAUACUGUACAUAGGUAGGUAAUUGUAAAUAGUAAUUCUACUGAGAACACGACAAAACAACAAACUACAGCGGUAGCCACCGACAUCCGACAUGUAGGAGCGAGUAAACCACACAAACACUUGUACACACACCCACACACUCAACAAACAAAACAAACAAAAAAGUGCCCCUCAAGAAUUAUACAUAAAUGUAAUAAUAAUGCGCAGUGUGCCGUCGUUGCUGUGACUGUGAAGUAACAAACAAACAAACAAACGCAAACAGAAGUCAUGUUACAAUAAAUAAUUUGGAUCAUUUGUGUUGUACGGCCGAUCGCAAUAGUUAAUCGUGUGCACCGUUUGAUUUAGGUAACGAAUUUGUUUUCUGCAACACUUUGCGCGGUAUUUUUGAUCAACCAUUUAUAAACAAUCCGAAAAUAAUUGAACACACAGCAGAGCAGUAAAUGCGACAGUUAGUAUAUGUACAUAUUGCAUAAAAUAUUAUUCUUUACUACUCUAUAAAUAUAUAAAUAAUAUAUAUAUUAUAUAUAUAUUAUAAAUGAAGAAAUUAUAUAUAAACGAGAAAUGAUUAUAUAUUAUGAUAAAGUAUGAUUUUUGCAUUUUACGUGGAUGAAUUUACUAUUGUACACACAAACAUGGCGAGAAAGAGACACCAUUUUACUCGGAAGCGUACAUCGUCGUUUUUCCUUUGUUUAUACAAGCCCCGCCCGCACUACUACCCUCUCACGAUCGCCCCCGCCCUCUGAUCCCGACAUGGGCGUAUGCCUGCCCCCCUCAUCCGUAACACGAGCGUUAAAUAAUUAUAAAUAUGAAGAUGAUCAUGCGAACUGUAUAUUUUUUUAUAUAAUUGAUAAAUAUUUGUAAAAGUGUAAACGUUGUUGACAUAUUUGUUUAUAUUGUACUUUUUUCUCUUCGUUCUAGCUUUUAUUCUUAGUUAGUUAUUGUAUUAUUAUCGAUUUCUUUCUCCGAGGAGAGCGAAAGACGCCCUCACCCACACUUGCACACACCCUCACGCAUUAAUUAUUUAUUUAUUUGUGAUUUGUGACACGAACGAGAGCGAGAGAGGAUUUUGUUAUAUGUUAGUCAAACUAAAGCUGAUUUAAUCAAGGUGUUUAUACGCGAGCGAUGUAAUUUGUAAACGAACCUAAACUUAAAUAACGGAAACAAGAAAUAAAAAAAAUUGCGGUGAUUUGCAUUCGGCGGCGUCGCGAAUGCGAUCAGGAAAUAUGCCUUCUUUCUACAAUGUAAAUUUUUAAAUGAUGAACAAGAUACGAACGACUCAAGCCACCUACCAAACAAAGCGAGCACAAGCUGAUAAAAAAUGUCUCAUUCUAAAGUAAUCUAUGUGUAAUACUGAAUACCAAAAAGCAGUUCGUAAUGAAUUAACUUAAAUAUGUAAAAGAAAAUGAAGCAAAAAAUAAAAACUCCAAAAGACUUUGUAAGCGGAACAUAUGUAUAUGUGCGGUGCAGCAAAUGCAACAAAUCACAAAUGAUGAAUGAACAUAUUGUACAUUUUUAUUUUAAAUUCACGAUUUCUUUUUUUGUAAAUGUUGUGGUAAUGUCGAGAAAGAGUGCAUUGAUGAAAUCAACCAAUCAAAAGAAAAAACAAAGCGCCGCUGAGCGAAGAGUGAACAGAUUUACGAUAAAGGUAGAACGAGAGCAAUGAAGGAAUUUGUAAUAUAAUUAUGUUUCUUUUCGAUUUUACAUUAUCGUUUUUAUGAUUCGACGUAGAUGAUUGUUUUUUUUUUCUUUUUGUUCGUUCGACGAUGAUGAUAAUGAAAGUGAAGCAAAACAAAACAACAACACUUUACAAAAGCGAUGAUGACUAUUUCUUAAUUGUAGAUUUUUGUGGAAAGGUUGAUGAAAUAAGCUAUAUAUUGUUAAAUAGAAAAUAAUCUUAAUAUAUUUCGUGUGUUUGUUCGAAAA
Dalotia coriaria is the source of this 6588-nucleotide messenger RNA. RefSeq lists its product as uncharacterized. Gene Ontology annotation, cellular component: histone methyltransferase complex; transcription regulator complex; nucleus. NCBI's taxonomy places the organism in Eukaryota, Metazoa, Arthropoda, Insecta, Coleoptera, Staphylinidae. The record is from RefSeq and is a predicted model, not a curated record. Gene Ontology annotation, biological process: positive regulation of transcription by RNA polymerase II.